UCACCGACUUCCAAUUCUGGUGACUUGUAGGCAUUGGAGCUGCAAUGAUGAGUAGCUCAAGCUAUUCAGUAAAAAUUUCCAUGGGAAUUGUUGCAGCAAAUCUGGUACUAGGUUUGUUAUCACUUCUCGCUCAUUCAAAGAUUGUAGUACUUGCAGAAGAUAACUUGAUUUUUAAGACCUCUAUCCUCGCUGGAGUCUCUUUAAUGGUGUUUCAAUAUUCCUCAGAAGAAACUCUACAAUACUUUAAUGUGGCGAUUGACUUGACAGGAUUUGUAUAUGGAUGAUUUGAAGUAUGUCAGUUUAUCAAUCUUUCAUUUUUUAUAUCCAGAAGGAUCUAUUAUGACAGACCAAGAAUUUACCAGCUUCCAUUUCUCAUUUCAACUACUCUCUUUUGAGGAAGUUUGAUAUGUGCAGUCUAUCUCCAUUUUAUAAGUUUGUCUGAUCCCCAGAACGGAACCAAAGAAUUCCUCUUUAUAUUUUGCUGAAUCUUGGGAUCUAUCGCCUGCUUAUGUAUCUGAAAUUUCCUCAAAAAGUCAGACUCAAAUAUCUUAAAUGGAGGUUUAUUCUGCCUUUUCACUGCACAUAGUGCAUUGAUGGUUUUAAACGAUAAGUCAAAUCCACAGAAGUCAAAUCUACCUUUUAAACAUGCCGCAAUGGACAUUUUUAAUAAUUUAGAAUCCAGAUUGACAAAAUUGUCUGAAAAAUUAGCAAAAUAUCUGCCGAAUUUCCUUGCUGAAAGAAUCCCUGCUUUUGAAAUUCCAGAAUUGGUCGAGAACACUCUCAGAAGUAGAAGGAUAUCCAGCCUGUUAGGUGUGGUUCUGAUAUUGACAACACCCUUGACUAAAUAUGAAUGGUUCAAAGAUGGUUCAGUCCCUACUAAGUUUGAGGAUCGUUAUGAUAUAUUUGAAGCUCCAGAGAAUUUAAUUACGUGGAAACAGAGGAAAUCUCAGUGCUUUGAGUACCUCUAUCAUGCAUUAGUGCUGCUGAUUGCUGCCAAUCAUGCACUAAGCGUCAUGGAACCUGCCAGGUAUAGUAGGUAUUCAAGCAGGACAGAUCUUAUAGCAUCAUUUUCAACAGUGGUUGGUAUAUCUUAUUUUGUGUUUAAGCUGAUGGUAAGUCCUAAUCUGAAUUAAGAUUCCACAAAUCU
Messenger RNA from Moneuplotes crassus, 1147 nucleotides. The record is from the annotation of a GenBank genome assembly. NCBI's taxonomy places the organism in Eukaryota, Ciliophora, Spirotrichea, Euplotida, Euplotidae.